Molecule: messenger RNA, 2608 nt
Organism: Acanthopagrus latus (yellowfin seabream)
Lineage: Eukaryota; Metazoa; Chordata; Actinopteri; Spariformes; Sparidae
Product: vasoactive intestinal polypeptide receptor 2-like
Exons: 13
Coding region: 272-1597 (441 amino acids)
Biological process (GO): cell surface receptor signaling pathway; adenylate cyclase-modulating G protein-coupled receptor signaling pathway
Cellular component (GO): plasma membrane
Molecular function (GO): G protein-coupled peptide receptor activity; vasoactive intestinal polypeptide receptor activity; peptide hormone binding
Source: RefSeq, a predicted model, not a curated record
AGAGAGAGAGACCGGACCGGAGAGUCCACACAGCGUCUGUCCUGGACCGGGACCACAGGCUGGACCGGGACUCAGGUGUUUGGACGACUUGUUCGCACUUCUGGAUGAAGCCGCGCGUAAAUCUGCCGGACACCGCGCCACACACACCUGCUUCCUAGCGCUUUGAAAACACAAACCGGACCGCAGGUUCGGAGCCUCGGACCGGUUCUGGUGUUUCCCGCCGUCAGAUGAGCGCUGGGCUGCGGUUCGGGCGGCUGGAUGAGAUGAGACCAUGGCCUUUACGCAGCGGCUCGCUCUGCUCCUGCUGGGCUUCAGCUCCGUCCUCACGGUGAACGGAAAGUUUCCUCUCUGUCAGUUCCAGUGGGAGAUGCAGCGAGCCAGGAGAGAGUGUCAGACACAACUACAGCUGAGGACGCCCGCCAGCACAGGAUGUCACGGCGAGUGGGACAACUGGUCGUGUUGGCAGAGCGCGACGGUCGGCGAGGUGAUGACGCUGCCCUGCCCCUCCGCCCUGCUGCACCUGUUCGGAAAACACGGUAACCUCAGCAGGAACUGUACAGAGAACGGCUGGUCUGACGUCCAGCCCGUCAUCACCGUCGCCUGCUUGUCAAACAGCACCAACGAACCGAGCGAGCUGGUGUUCUACAGGGUGGUGAAGAUACUGUCCACUCUGGGCCACAGCCUGUCGCUCAUCACUCUGCUCACCAGCACCGUCAUCAUCUGUUUGUUCAGGAGGCUCCACUGCACGAGGAACUACAUCCAUCUGAACCUGUUCGUGUCGUUCAUGCUGCGAGCCGUCGCCGUGAUGACCAAAGACGCGCUGCUGUUCUCGGACGAGGAAACCACCGACUGCAGCACGCAGCCGUCGCUGGUGGGCUGUAAGGCCAGCCUGGUGUUCUUCCACUACUCCAUCAUGGCUAACUUCUUCUGGCUGCUGGUGGAGGGUCUCUACCUGCACACACUGCUGCUCGUCAUCCACAACUCCUCCAUCCGCCUCCCCAUCUACAUGCUCAUCGGCUGGGGAAUCCCUUUUGUUUUCGUGGUCGCGUGGAUCAUAUGUCGGAUCAACCUGGAGGACACGAGGUGUUGGGAGACGAAUGACAGCGUCGCCAUCAGAGUCAUCAACUGGCCCAUCAUGGCGUCCGUCAUCGUAAACUUCAUCCUGUUCAUCAGCAUCAUCCGCAUCCUGGUGCAGAAACUUCGCUGCACUGACGUCGGAGGAAACGAGCAAUCGCAAUACAGACGUCUGGCGAAGUCGACCCUCCUGCUGAUCCCUCUGUUCGGGAUCAACUACGUGGUGUUCGUCUACCUGAUGGAGCCGACCGACAAAAACAUGGAGCACAUCAAGAUCUUCUUCGAACUGGGCCUCGGGUCCUUCCAGGGUCUAAUUGUCGCCGUCCUGUACUGUUUCCUCAACAGCGAGGUCCAGAGCGAGCUGAGGAGGACGUGGAGGGGUUUAUCUCUCAAGCGUUACGUGGGGCGGGAUUACAAGCUGCACGCCAUGUCGGUCAGCCGGAACGGCACCGAAAACUCGGCUCAGUUCCCCCGAAACUCCAGAGCUCAGUCCAUCCUGCAGACUGAGACCACCGUGCUCUGACCGGGGACGGACUCUCAGAACUGAGGCUCGUGUUUUACAGCAGCGGGUCGAAGUCUUAACUCAAGGACACUUUUAUAGACAUAUCAUUUGCUCCUGCAGCGACUGAAGCUGUGAGCUGCAGGAGGACAUCUGGUCGGACUGUGUGCUUCACUUUCAUCACUGUGCUUUUUCAAAAUUCAUGAAACUCCUCCUGAAAUCAUGCAGAUCGACCGACUGAACUCCAGUUCUUCCUUUCAUUUAAUUUAACAUGAGACUAUUAAAUAAACAUCACACUUCCACGCUCUGUGCUGCCGUGCUGCUGUUGCAGUACCGCCUGCAGACUUUUUAUACAGCCACAUAUAAGUUUUAUCUUUUGUCAGUAUCUUGUUUUGGAAGCGGAGCCUUCAACAGAAAGAAUAUUUACCCGAGCCCGAAAGAACUUGUGUAUCAGAAAUAUGUUUGUUUUUGUUAAUAACCCAAAAAAAAUACCUAAAUUUAAAAUGUAAACAAUCAUGAAUUUAGUAUUAUUGUUGUUUUAAUUAGAAAUGAGGCAGAACAUUCACUGCUGACUCAAAGUGCAAUGAUUGAUUGAUUUUAACUCCUCUCGGGUGAAAUUAUCCAGUUGUACAUGAGAGAUUUUUUUUAGGAAAUUUGAAAAUCCUGUGUCGCAGUUUUUAGGUUUUACCUGAUAUCACUGAAAUGAAUCAUCAGUUUUAGUUUUCAUUAUUUUUAAACCUGUAUUGGACCAAAACAAUGCUCCUAAAAUAACAAAAAUAAUAUUCCCACAAGAGUUUCAGCAGGGCAGAUCGUCCAUAUCUGGAUCCAGAAAUGAAAGCAGGGUUUCAGUUCUUCUUAUAAAACCAUACUUGCCUGGAUUGUUUUGUAUUUUACUGUACGUCUUGUGUUUUUUUUACACAGUUGAGUGUUUCAUGUUGGUGAUGCAUCGAUGACGUCGAGGGACAUUUGUAAGCUUUUCAGCACAACUGUAAACAUGUGACUGUAAGUUUUAUGUAUAAAAGCUUUAAUCUUGGA